Molecule: messenger RNA, 1451 nt
Organism: Anoplophora glabripennis (Asian longhorned beetle)
Lineage: Eukaryota; Metazoa; Arthropoda; Insecta; Coleoptera; Cerambycidae
Product: early endosome antigen 1-like
Exons: 3
Coding region: 180-1451 (423 amino acids)
Source: RefSeq, a predicted model, not a curated record
AAAACUUAGUGGAACUAGAAGACAAUCAGCAUUUGAAAGAUAAUAUUAAAAAGUUUAACCAGCAAUUGCUAAGUUUCGCCCAGCUAAUUUAUCGCUACGAUCAGGAACUGUACUCGGAUCUUAAUUUACACGAGGCGGAACUGGCCAAAAACGAAGAAUUGUUGAAUAGAAAUGAAGAGAUGAUGGAGGAAAAGUCUAACAAAUAUAAAAUAAAUCAGAUAGCCCUGACACAAAAGCUAGAGGAUUUAGAAAAAGAAGAAAUAGAAGUCGGUAGGGAAAAGGAAUUGGAAUCCAAAACGUUAGCUGUGGAAAAUGAAGAACUAGAAGCGGAAAUAAAAAUAUUAAUGCAGGAAAUAGAACGUCAGGAACACUGCGUUAAAAGUGAAUCGGCAGUUUUGGAUUACGAAGAAAAGAUAUUACAACAAAAGAUAGAAGAUUUACAAGAACAUAUUAUGUGCCGUAAAAACGAAAAAGAAGAAUUUUUGGAAUCACUAGCGGAAGCAAAACAACUUAAAACGAAAUUGGAAAGUGAAAGUGAAGCUACUGUGUUAGAUUUGGACCGGCAGAUUAGUGAAUGUGAAAUUGAAAUUAAUGAGAGUACAACAAUCAUUGAUACAUGUCAACUAAAUAUCGAUGUAAUAUCCAGGAAAAUUGAAGUAGUCGAGGAAGAAAUUAAAAAUAAAGAGAAGGAAUGUAGUGAUUACACGAGUGAAAUGAACAGUACAAAAAUUAAUUUAACAGAUUUGGAGGACGAAUAUAAUAAAAACUUAAUUUGCAGAAAAGAGUUGUUUUUGGAAAUCAAAGAAAAAUGCAAACAGCAGGAGGAUGCUAGACAGCAAAUAGAGACAGAGACUAGUGCGCUUAAAAACAAAAUCGAGGUCCAACAAGAAUCCAUACAAGAAAUUUUGAAAUUCCUCGCCGGACAUAAAACGGACCCAAAUUUAAGCUCGGAAUUAAAAGAAAAGGAAGAAACAAAAGAAGAACUCAAAACGAGUCAUCGGCAGUUGAAACAGGACUACGAUAAGCGAACGUCGGAACUCGAAGACAAAUUAAAGCGAGGCCACGAGGAAAUCGAGACUAGAGAACGGACGAAUAAAAAACUACAAACAGACACCGAUUCCCUCAUUGCGGAAUUGGAGAAGUUGAAGAAUAGAUCGGAAGAGACGUCUGCACAACAAAAUAUCGAUAUUGAAGAGUUAGACAGCGAGAUACAAAAAUUAAAAGCCGAAGUGGCACAGAUCAAAGCCAAUAAACUAAGAAAGAAGAGGAAGGCCGCCGACACGAACAUACAAGACGAACAAGCGAGCAGCACUUCCACUAGUGACAAAGAAAAGAGGGUACGUCACUGGGACAGCGACAGCAGCGUGGAAGGAGAGGACCGCAGACUGUCCGAGCUGAUAAAACAAAGAAUGAAAAUGAAAAGGAUGGCGAAAACCAACGUUAACAAAUAA